Hymenoscyphus albidus is the source of this 2574-nucleotide messenger RNA. The record is from the annotation of a GenBank genome assembly. Lineage: Eukaryota; Fungi; Ascomycota; Leotiomycetes; Helotiales; Helotiaceae.
AAGAUGUUCCGGCUUCGGGGAAUUCUGUGUCAAGGCUUUUUGACGUUUCAAGGUUGUCUGAACUCCGGACGACGUUUGCUGUUUCCAAAGAGGCUUUCCGCUUCGAUAAUUUGCUUAAACCUCCCGCACUUUAUCGAGGUUGAUGCCUUGGAUUGCGUUUAAUUCUUGACUACUUAAUCUGCAGCAUCCCUUCCUUAAAGAUAUUAUCGAUACUAAUUUGGUCGACUGGAUAUUUGUAUAAUUGCCCCGGCGGCUAGAGCAUUCAUUAUUUUAUACAAACAGCUAUUUUCUAGCGACACGCUCUUUCACAACUCUACAUUCUUUUGUAUAUUAUAGCUAUUAUGCGUUUUUCGCUAUUCUUGGGGCUUGCCUCCGUAGCGGUAGCUGUUGAUCCCUUGGGUAUGUGUGGAAUUUUAUCCUCCUAGUAUAGUGCUAAUCGCAUCCAGUGGACCUGGGAUAUGCCAAAUAUCAAGGUCAAACUUUACAAAAUGGAGUCAAUCAAUGGUUGAGCAUGCGAUUUGCAGCACCUGUAAUUGGCAAAAAUCGAUUUGCAGCCCCUCAGGCCCCUCUCCCAGAGACCGUGGUUCAAGACUCGACUAAGGUCAGUCAAUCGAGAUUCAUGGCCAAUCUAAGAUUAUUUGGCUAACAAUCAACAGGAAGGAGCUCUCUGUGUCUCGGCAAACAACCAGGAAGGAUUACAAUUUGGGUCGGCAAGGCAACCGAUGGCUGAAGAUUGUUUAUUUGUUGCAGUCUACUCGCCUAAGAAUGCGACAGAGACCUCAAAUCUGCCCAUCAUGUUUUUCAUUUCAGGUGGUGGUUUCAAUUCCAAUUCCAAUGGAAAUUUCAACGGCACUGGCUUAGUUGAAGCUUCUGGAGGAAACAUGAUUGUCGUGCGAGCCAAUUAUCGAGUUGGAAUGCUAGGAUUCGUCUCUGGAACAUUAAUUGAGAAUGACAAGAACGGUGCAGUGUCGAACAACGGUAUGAACGAUAGUAAGUUGGCUCCACAAAUCGCACCACUACAACAGCUAACUUCAAGCAGUUGUUGCUGCGCUGAAAUGGACACAGCAAUUUGCAACCAAGGUAAUAUUCUGAUUCAUCGUUUGCUGGUUUGGACUAACCUUUUCCCACGUAGUUUGGUGGAGAUCCAAAACACAUAGUAGUCACUGGUGUCAGUGCAGGUGGAAACGCAAUCGAUCUCCUAGUUACUGCAAACAACGGAACUGGCUUCCCCGGUCUUUUCGUAGGUGCUAUAUCAGAAAGUACCGGAUGGGGAAGUAUGCCCAACGUUAUUACUCGUGAUGCCGAUCUCCAAAAAAACAUCAACUCAACAGGCUGCUUGAAUGACCCAGACCCAAUAAACUGCAUGCGACUGUUGCCAAUUGCUGAUUUCCAAAACAAGACAUUAAAGAAUGGAUGGGGACCAACUGUUGAUGGAAAAUUGUUUACGGCCCCACAAUAUCAAUUGAUGGAGCAAGGGAAAUUUAUGAAGAUUCCUAUCAUUUAUGGAUGUAAGCAGAUCCUCAGACUUGCCCGUGUACAAUGCUCACAAUCACAGGGACCAGUAACGAAGGCACCCCAGAUUUCAUCUCAAAUCAAUCUGCAACGACAGACGAAGACUUAAUUAGGAAGUUCAAGAACAAUGUUCCAAUUGCAACCGACGCCGACCUACAGAAGCUUCUUCAGCUUUAUCCCGACUCUCUUAACCAGAAGGACUUUUUCGGCCGUGAUGUUUCCGUCAAAAAUGCAACUCUUCGUAAGGGAAGUGGCAUUAAAUGGCAACAAGAUGCCACUAUCACUACCGAAUUGAAACUUGCUUGUGUCGCCGGAUUCUUCUCCGAUAUGCACUCCCUACACGGAAACACAGAAAGUUACCAUUAUCGCUACAACGUUCUUGACAGUACACCAGGUGGGCUCGCAGAUCAAGGACUCUUCACUCCGCAUGUCAACGAAAUUUACGCAGUCUUCGGCAAAAACAACACCGACGGAGGAGAUCCAAAAUGUCUCGAUAUCCCCUUUGCUCAAGGCGGCUGUCUUGAGGGGGCAAAGAUCACUCAAAGCUAUUGGAUGUCGUUCGUCCGAUCAUUAGAUCCUAACAAGUUCAGAGAUGCCUCUGCACCCGUUUGGGAGAAAUGGACCAUGGCUACGCCAGUACGGGUGUUGCUUGAUACUUCCAAUGCAACAAUGGAAACGACUGGGGCAGGUGUUGGAGAAAUUAUAAUUGCGGAUCAGAACCAGAGGCAGAGAUGUAACAAGUUCAUGCUGCCGUUCUCUAAAUCGAUCAAUAUCGGUAUGAGUGCUGGAGAAAAGUUGCCACCAUUUGCUAAUGGUACGCUACCUGAUCCAAAUGCCUGAUCAGGCGCUGCUCAAUUUCUUUAGCAUUAGUUAUUAAUGCCAUAUAUUGAAUUCCUUGAUGAAUACUGUCUGGGACAAGUUGAGUGACGUUCGAGGGGCAUAAGCUACCAAUGAGGAGAAAGUUGCUGUGACAACCUAAACGGGUCAUCUGCCAGAAUCUUUUACCAGCCUUCUUCCCCUCUGUUUUUUACUGUCAGGCCCAUUAUCUUUCAAAGAGAAGCU